AUGGAAGCCCUUGAUAAUCAGGGACGCCCUACUCAGUAUGUAAAAAUUCUUCGUGAGCAGUACAAAAAUUUUACAUGCAAGAUAUUACCAUUGCACAACGAUAUUAACAUCGACGUUGUAAGAGGUGUUAGGCAGGACGAUACCGUCUGGCCUAAAUUAUUUUCUGCCACGCUUGAGAACGUCAUACGAACAAUGGAAUGGAAUAAUAUGAGAGUAAAAAUCGAUGCGUGGCAAUUACGCCAUCUUCGCUUUGCUGAUGAUGUCGUCCUUGUAACAGCAAACAUUAGCCAAGCGAGACGAAUGCUUGCGGACUUUAAUAAAGUCUGUGGAAAGAUUGGUCUUCGACUAAAUCUCACAAAAACGAUGUUCAUGAAGAACGGAUUGGUUUCGUAUGCACUAUUCAUGCUCAAUGGGUCGAAUAUCUCCGAAUUCUCCAGUUAUGUCUAUCUAGGUCGGGAAAUCAGCAUGCUGAACCACCUAGCUCCAGAGCUGAGCAGAAGGAAACGAGCGGCUUUUGNUCAAUGGGUCGAAUAUCUCCGAAUUCUCCAGUUAUGUCUAUCUAGGUCGGGAAAUCAGCAUGCUGAACCACCUAGCUCCAGAGCUGAGCAGAAGGAAACGAGCGGCUUGCGAAGCAUUCAAUAG
Molecule: messenger RNA, 642 nt
Organism: Angiostrongylus costaricensis
Lineage: Eukaryota; Metazoa; Nematoda; Chromadorea; Rhabditida; Metastrongylidae
Source: the annotation of a GenBank genome assembly